AUGUCGCAAUUACUGGCGGCCAGGAUCUCGCUUCCCGUACACGGGCAAGAGAAUGCGCGACAUACGGUUAGGGCCCAAUUGGCCGCGAAGAAGUGCAUGAUCACAACACUUGACGUCCCACACCACCACUUGACUUCCUCACGUCGAUUGAGAAGGCUUCUGGAGAUCUCCAAGCAAGAAGAGGAGGAGGGGACCGGAAGUGGUCGAUGGAUCCUUGGGUUUUUAUUGCCGACGACAUUCUGA
This is a messenger RNA of Caenorhabditis auriculariae, 243 nucleotides long. The record is from the annotation of a GenBank genome assembly. Lineage: Eukaryota; Metazoa; Nematoda; Chromadorea; Rhabditida; Rhabditidae.